This is a messenger RNA of Gaeumannomyces tritici R3-111a-1, 1827 nucleotides long. RefSeq lists its product as hypothetical. The record is from RefSeq and is a predicted model, not a curated record. Bases 1 to 1827 code for a protein of 608 amino acids. The transcript has a single exon. NCBI's taxonomy places the organism in Eukaryota, Fungi, Ascomycota, Sordariomycetes, Magnaporthales, Magnaporthaceae.
AUGCGCCAGGGAGGAAACCCAGGAAGAAGCCAGGACAGGAACAGCGGCGGCAAGACGAUCAAGGAACGCCUCAGCAACAUCGCGACGGCCUUCCAGGCCGACCGCAAGCGAAGAAAACCGCCCCACACGGCGUCGCCUAUCAUCACGACGACUGCGGCUGCUGCUGCUGCUGCUGCUCCCGGUAAUGGCAGGGGAAGCAGCCACGACCGUAACCGCCGAGCCGCGCCGGCCCCGCUCAAGUCGCCCGCGCUCCAACACUUUGUGCCGACGCACACCCCCGACCGGCCCAGCCGGCCCGUGAGGGACGCGCCGUCCGAGGAGGAGUGCUAUGCGCUGUUUUCCGGGGGGAGGCGACAGCGCCAACAACAACAACAACAAAAACGAGAACAACAAUACCAACAACAUCAGGGAGCAGCGGCAGCAGCAGCAGCAGCAGCCACCCCGCCGUCGCUCUCGCUCCCGACAACGCGCCACGGCAGCUUCGCGAGCACCGGCGGCGGCGGUGGCGGCAGCGGCAGCUCGGGGCACGGCAGCGGCGUGCUGGUGGUGCACCUCGACAGCCCGCCGCCGCCGCUGUACGAGCAGCCGCGGCCGGCGCCGAUGCCGUGGCUGACGAGCUCGGGCGGCGGGCCGCCUGGGACCGAGGGUUGGCGGCAUAAUCAACAACAGCAGCAGCAGCAGCAGCAGUAUUACCGAUCAUCGCCGUCGCCGAUGCGGCAGCAGUCGGCCGCGAGCAGCAGGAGCGGGUCGACGACGACGACGACGCAUCGCCACCGCAACAAGGAGCUCCCGCCCCUGCGGACGGACGACAGCGCGACAGCGCACAUGUGGCGUGGCGAGGGGCGGCCGCGAGGGAUGCGGAGGGAGGACGACUGCGACCAUGGCAGCGACGCGGGCUACCACCAGCCCUCCCGGGGCGAGUUCUCGCCGUCGCUGUCGCCGUCGCGGCACGGGCGGCCCAGGAAGGCGGCGGCGGCGGCGGCCUGCCGGCUGUGCCGCCGUCGCGCCUGCGAGCUGUCGGUCGGCCAGCAGGACGCGACGCUCUGUCGGCACUGCGAGCUUGCGCCCAUGUCUGCCGCCAUGGCCAGAGCCAGGGGCGAGAGCGGGAGCGUCAGCAGCCUCAGCAGCGGCAGCCACUACGGAGACGACGAGAGCCCUGCCAGGCAGCGACGGCGGCGGGCGCAGGAGAGCGAACCCCUAGACGACGCCGCCGCCGCCUGCUCCGAAUACUCCAGCCGGGUCGGCAGCGUCAGCGGCGACAGCAGGGCCGGGUCGCCAUUCCCGCUCGGGGUCGCCCGCGGCGUCGCGUUGACGGCGACGCCGUGCUCGCCGCGCGAGGUCGACGUCGUCGGCAGCCCGGCAUCGGCGCGGUCCGACGCGGACCCGCGCCACCCGCACCACACGUUUGACUUUGGCUUCUCGACCGCCCACGCGGCAGAAGAAGAGCAGGACCGCGGUGGCGCGAGAGGAGACGCAGCAGUAGGGCCGGCGACGACGCCGCGGCGCCGGCUCGUGGUCGUGGAGCAGAGGCCCGUCAUCGUCGCCGACGACGGCGACGAGGCGCUCGACUGGGGCACGCAGUGGAGCCCGGCUUACUACUUCGGGGAGCCUGGCGCGGGCGAGGCCGGCGGUGGUUUGGGUAAGGCGGUGCGGCGGCAGCUCGAGGCCGACAACGAGCGAGCCAGUGGCGGCUCCCACGACAGCAUGAGCCCGGAGCCCACACCGACGUCGCCGAUCCUGAGUCGGCUGCCGAGCGAGGAUAGGAUAACAAGGGCGGGUGUGUUGUGUGUGCCGAAGCGCCGCGAGGAGCCAACCUUGUUCAUUUAG